AUGCGCAGCAUCGUCAACAUCCUGGUUAUCACUGUCGUUGUGGCUAGCAAUGCCUGUAACGACGAGGACAAAGCGAAGAUGGCGAACAGCUUAUUUCCCAACUAUCUAUUCAACUGUGGUUCCGACGCCGGGCUUACACCCUCAAAAAUCGCCCCCUGCCUUGAGCAAGGAUGUGGCCUGUCUCACGAAUGCUCCGGUUGCUUCGUUACUGCUGGAGAGUGUACUAUUAAAUCAUGCCUUGGAUCCUGCAUCUUCAGCCCACUGAGUGGAAAGUGCUUCAAGUGUGUGAAGGAUCACUGCGAUGUUGCACUUCUGACUUGCACAGGCUUGACCGAUCCCUUACCUAAUCCGACGAAGAAGGGUGGUGUCUCUUAA
Perkinsus marinus ATCC 50983 is the source of this 375-nucleotide messenger RNA. RefSeq lists its product as hypothetical. NCBI's taxonomy places the organism in Eukaryota, Perkinsozoa, Perkinsida, Perkinsidae. The coding region runs from base 1 to 375 and encodes 124 amino acids. The transcript has 2 exons. The record is from RefSeq and is a predicted model, not a curated record.